CUCCCCCGUCGUCAACAGCCAACAUGGCGGACGCCGAGGCUGUGAAAUCGCUGAGCGGUUUACUGAGCGGAAUCGCGCAGAGAGUUUAUUACGGGAACUCGGAGAUCACGGAGGAGCUGCUGAAAGAUGAACUUUACCCCGGGCUGCCUCAGGAGGAGUUCCGGGCUCUGUACGACAAAAUGAGGGGCCUUUUAAAGUCUGUAGCCGUCGCGGAUAUGGACCAGGCCCAGCUGGAGGCGUUCCUGACUGCUCAGACGCGUAAGCAGGGUGGUGGCGGUAUGACCUCGGAGCAGGCGGCAGCUCUGGCACGUUUCUGGAAGGGGCACCGCGCCCGGGUGCGAGACAGCCUGCUGGCACAGAGCCGCUGGGAGCCUGCGCUGAGGGGGUUGAGCUGGAGGGUGGACCUACAGACCGCCACCAGCAGGGGGCAAACAUCCAACAGCCCCGUGGCUCUGGUGGAGCUCGAGCUGGGACGAAAUGGCCAGGACUCGGAGUUUGUGUGCUUGGAGUUUGAUGAACUGAAGAUUAACCAGGUGCUAAAGAAGAUGGCAGAAAUUCAAGAAAGCAUUGACAGCGUUGUGCACCACAGCUAGAGAGCGAGUGUGUGCGCGCGCCUUGAUGCAUUUUGAUCGACAGUACUUGCUGUGUACUGAACUCGAUCAUUAAAAUGUCCUCACUGCCGUUUGUAAAAGUUCCUAUUUGAUGUCCAGCAGCUGUGUGUUUUCUCACCAGCCGUCGUGUGUUUAAUCUGAUAAGAUCCCACUGGUAGAAGCUGUUCUGUUUGGGUUUUUUUCCCCAGUGACUCAUGGAAGACCGUUUUGUAACAUGGCUAUAGCUGAACCUUCUCCACCCUGAGAAUGCACCUGAGCAUACAUGAAGAACAAUAAGGCAAAAGGCCACAGCGUCCAAAAACAUAAACCUCAUCAAAUAUUUAAGAGGAGCCUCAGUCAAUGGACCAUCAGGCUCCAGUAACACAAAGGGUUACUGAACACGCGGUGCUCAUGGUCACGUCCCAGUGAUUUCCCGCUCUGUUCACACUCCACUUGUGAACCGUGCUGGAUGUUACAGAAAUAAACAUUAAAAUGAGCUGCUUUUACUCUGAUUGAACACGGAUGUGUGUAACAGAUGUUUGUUUUUUUUUUAAAGGAAUGUGAUGAGCAAAGAGUGUGAACUGAAAAAUAAAGUGUUGAAUAGUU
This is a messenger RNA of Neoarius graeffei (lesser salmon catfish), 1196 nucleotides long. RefSeq names its product copper metabolism (Murr1) domain containing 1 (gene commd1). Gene Ontology annotation, biological process: copper ion homeostasis; regulation of proteasomal ubiquitin-dependent protein catabolic process; positive regulation of protein ubiquitination. Gene Ontology annotation, cellular component: endosome. The record is from RefSeq and is a predicted model, not a curated record. NCBI's taxonomy places the organism in Eukaryota, Metazoa, Chordata, Actinopteri, Siluriformes, Ariidae. Bases 24 to 593 code for a protein of 189 amino acids. The transcript is spliced from 3 exons.